Molecule: messenger RNA, 564 nt
Organism: Zingiber officinale
Lineage: Eukaryota; Viridiplantae; Streptophyta; Magnoliopsida; Zingiberales; Zingiberaceae
Product: mitochondrial import inner membrane translocase subunit Tim13-like
Exons: 2
Coding region: 42-317 (91 amino acids)
Source: RefSeq, a predicted model, not a curated record
GUUUAGGCUCGCCGUGAAUUCAAAGCCGUAGCUUUUUCGGGAUGGAUCCCUUCUCUUCGCCAUCGCCGUCCGGCGGGUCGUCGGGACAAACGAUCCCCUCCGCCGAUGUACUCAUGGACCAGGUCAAGACGCAGCUCGCACAGGCCUACGCCGAAGAGUUCUUCGAGACUGUGCGGAGCAAGUGUUUCACAAAGUGCAUCACGAAACCUGGAACAAGCUUGAGCGGAAGCGAGAGCAGCUGCAUUACACGCUGUGUGGAACGCUACAUAGAGGCAACUGGAAUCAUCAGCCGAGCUCUCUUCAGCGCCCACCGUUAGUUUCGAUCGAGGCAACUGGCGUCAAAAGUUGAGCUCCCUUCGACUUACGCUGAUGCCUUCAAGUUUCUUUGGGACCUCACUGUCACCGACCGUGAGUUGUCUGAAAAAUUGCAAUUUAUUUUUCUUCUGGAUCCAAUGAUUCAAUGGCAGUACCAUCACUCGACCAUUAAAUGUUAUAAAAAAUUUGAACAUAAUUUAUGAAUGCGUUUAUUAAAUAAUGCGCCGAUUCUGUUCGAUGUGAGAUUAA